This is a messenger RNA of Dermacentor andersoni, 3468 nucleotides long. RefSeq names its product ATP-binding cassette sub-family A member 17-like. NCBI's taxonomy places the organism in Eukaryota, Metazoa, Arthropoda, Arachnida, Ixodida, Ixodidae. Gene Ontology annotation, molecular function: ATP binding; ABC-type transporter activity; lipid carrier activity. Gene Ontology annotation, biological process: lipid transport; transmembrane transport. Gene Ontology annotation, cellular component: intracellular membrane-bounded organelle; membrane. The record is from RefSeq and is a predicted model, not a curated record.
AUGAGUUACCGCUCGGUGCUGGCCGUGGAACUGUCCUUGGGCCUUCAGCGGCGCCUCUGCACGGCGAUAGCCAUUCUCGGUAAACCGAAGGUGAUCAUCAUGGACGAGCCGACGGCCAACAUGGACCCCGACAGUCGGCGAGAAAUGUGGGAGCUGCUGCUCAAGAUACGCCGCAGUUGCACAAUCUUACUCACCACGCAGCACCUGGAUGAGGCUGACAUGCUUGGCGACCGAAUAGUCAUCAUGGCCAACGGCCGCAUCAGGUGCAGCGGCUCUCCGACAUUCUUGAAGCAGCGGUUCAGCACCGGCUAUCACAUGCGGAUCACGAAGUUGCCGAAGUGCAACAUUCCGGGCAUCGGUAAACUGCUGGUAAGGUACGCACCGAAAGCCAAGCUGCAAAGCAACUCGGACAACGAGGCAUUGUUCAUCCUCGGUCACCUCGCGGCCUCGCGGAAGAUUGUCACAAUGUUCAAGGAUAUAGAACAGCAAAGCGAGGCGCUGGGCAUCGAGUCAGUAGGCUUGGCAGUGACGUCACUCGAGGACGUGCUCAUUCGUGUGGGCGAAGAGCACCACCUUCACCAUCACCAGAAGCACCCGGACAUCUUCAGCGACGAUGCCUCUGUUCUCGACGCAAGGAUGAGCUUGGUGAAGACGAUGGCCAGCAUGGCAACCAAAGAACCGUCGCUCACGGCUCGCGUGGUGGCCAUGAUGACCAAACGCGCCACGCAUGUGUGGCGCCAGAAGGCGGCACCGCUUUUCAGCUGGAUAAUGCCACCGCUGCUGCUGAUGCUGCUCUUCUUUCUCGAGUACGUCGGCGGGAAAAACAGCGGCGGCACAUUGGAACACGUGGGGAACACGCUCCCCUACACUUUUCUCCAGGUGGUCACCCAAGCAAAGGGUUUUAUUCAGGCGGACACAGAAGACAAUUUCCGACAACGCUGGCUGGAGCCAAUGUUCGGGCCCAGCUUCCACGUGACCCCGGUCGACGCAAGCGUCGACGUCACCCAUAUGUUACUUGAUGCUUCCAGGGAGUCCCUCUACACGUACGUCUUCGACACGCACUUCGGCGUGCAGAUGACCAAGAAAGCUGGAAACGUACUCUGGUACAACGGCCAGAUCCAGCACAUGGCGCCCCUCGUGCUGAGGCUGUAUAACACCGCUCGGCUUCGCAACGUGACCAACGUGGAGACGGCCGUGUUUGAAUUCGACGUCACGACGGGGGCCAUUGAGGGAGAACGCGGGGUGGGAAACGAGGCGAGCCUCGAGGAGGACGUCCACAGCCAGAACGCGUACCGCAGCAUGCUGCCCAAGUACCUGCGCUCCAUCUUCUUUCCCCUCGUCUCCAGCCUCAUGUGCAGCAACUUCGUAUUUUUCCCCAUCACGGAGAGGAAGCUGCAGGUGAAGCACCUGCACAUGAUCACGGGCAUGACGCCGCUGCUGUACUGGACGAUGAACUUCAUCUUCGACUUCAUGUUCUACAUGGGGACGGCGAUGCUGGUGCUGCCACCAUUGUUCUUCAUCCCGGACACAUCUCUCAAGACGAGCGACAUCCAACUCGUCUUCAUGCUGAACCUGCUCCACGGCUACGCGGCUCUCCCGGUGGUCUACACAUGCUCCUUCCUGUUCGACGACCCCAACGUCGGAUUCUCCACGCUCGCUAUCUCAACUUUUAUUAUGUCGUCCGUGGGCUGCCUCGGCGCGAUGUUCGUGGAGCACUACGCCGAAGACGGCAGGAGCUCCGGCCUCGUUGCGCUCGUCCGGGUGGCGCUGCAGGUGCUCCGGCUGCUGCCCUCGUAUUCGUACUCCAGAGCCAUGACCAAGAUCCUGGAGCUGGCCAGCGAGAACGCACUGUGCCGCAGCGGUGGCGCCGAGCUCGAGAGCUACUGCCACGCCUCCGACGUCUCUCGACCGAUGUCGCUGCUGCGGUGCUGCCAGCACCGGCACGUGCCGGACCCUUCCGAGUACGCCAUCCAGCCGCUGGAAGCGAACGCCUACUCGGCCUUCUACGAGGUGCUCACGCUGUCCAUCGAAGGCGUGGUCGUGUUCGUGUUGCUGCUUUGCAUCGAAUCCUGGCGCCUCCCGCUAGACAGGUGGAUGAGCUUGCCCGAACAUCCACAAGGGUUGGCAGCCCCGAAGCCGGCCGCACCACACGUCGCGCAGGGCCUCGCCCCAGCAAAGAAGCGCCUCGCAAGGUUAGAGGACACGGACGUUCAGAACGAGAACAAACUCGUCGACGAACUCGCGGCUGGUCGCUUGGCGCCUUCCGCUACGAAGCCCUUCAUGUUCGCUCACCGCCUGUGCAAAGCCUACGGCUACGUCGACAACCACACAGUGCUGCAGGGUCUGAGUUUCACUGUGCAGCCCGCUGAGUGCUUCGGCCUUUUGGGCGUCAACGGUGCGGGCAAGACGACCACGUUCCGCAUACUGUCUGGCGAAAUACUGCCGCACCAAGGGGACGCUGUGGCCUUGAACUUCUCGCUUGUACGCGAAAGACGGCAGUUCCAGCACUUCAUCGGCUACUGCCCGCAGCGGGACGGCCUGCUCGAUAUGCUGACGGGCAUAGAGACGAUCACGCUUUUUGGACGUCUCAGUGGCACAUACAUGACUACUGAGUACGUGGAUGCGCUUCUUGACAUCUUCCACCUCGACGAAAUCGGAGGGCAGCUCGUCUCUACCUACAGCGCCGGCAACAAACGCAAGCUGUCGCUGUGCCUCUCGAUGUUGGGCAUGCCGCGCCUUGUGCUGCUCGACGAGCCGUACGCCGCCAUCGCCACGACGUCUCGAAAGCGCAUCAUCAACUUCAUCUGCGCACUGCAGAAGGUCAGCAAGAUCUCCGUCGUGCUCAGUUCGCACAGUCUGGUCGACGUCGAGUUCCUCUGCAACCGCAUCGCCAUCCUGGGCGGCGGGCACCUCCAGUGCCUCGGCUCUCUGGCGCACCUCAAGGAGAAGUUCGGCAAGGGUUACACCAUCAGCGUCAAGACGUACCCAGACCGCAAGCAGGACGUCUUCUACCAGCGGCGGGUGGCCGAAGACGUGCGCAAGAACUUUACGGAUGCCGAGCUAGUGCACAGCUAUGAGGGCCUGCUGGAAUUUCGGAUGUCUCAGGUUCACAUGCUGUGGAGCGAGAUGUUCACGCGCAUGGCACGCAUCAAGAAGAGGUUCAAGCUGCAGGACUUUUUCAUCACGGACACAUCGCUGGAGCAGAUCUUUCUGAGCGUCACGCGGAAGGAGGCCAGCGAGGCCGCGGCCGCAGCGAUCGCUCUGGCAGCGCCGGGAAACCGUCCGGUCAUGGCUCCCGCCGCACUAGGGAUAUUAUAAAGGCGCUGACAUCUGGGCGUGGCCAUCGUUUGCGUCCGCUUGAUUACUUUUUGACUGCGCCAGAAAACAGAAAAUUACACGAAUACAACACAAGCGCAGCACAAGCUUGUGGAUACCAGAGUUUGAAAAAGUACACCGACGCUUAAAGGG